Molecule: messenger RNA, 2220 nt
Organism: Brugia malayi
Lineage: Eukaryota; Metazoa; Nematoda; Chromadorea; Rhabditida; Onchocercidae
Exons: 10
Coding region: 1-2220 (739 amino acids)
Source: RefSeq, a predicted model, not a curated record
AUGGAAAUUAUGCGGAAUGGUUACUGCGCUAUAAAAUCAGCUAUUUUAGCAGUAAUCGAAUGGCGUUCCGCUGCUUCUGCACCAUAUUUUAUGUUUAUUAAUAGUGCUUUUUGGUGGAGUGUUUUUUAUUUGGAUAAAGGAACACAACUACGAUUAUUGAUCUCAUUUGCUGCAGGUGUCUUCAGUUGGGAUAUUUUAUUAUCCUCAACUUAUGAUCGAAGUAUUUUGUGCCAUAUCUUAACAUGGCCUAUACGAAGUGUAUUGAGGACGGCAAGCGUAGUAAUGGCAUUGUACAGUGCAAAGUUCCUUUAUUUGACCGAAUUUGAAAAAGCAUGUUGGAGUGCAUAUAGUGCAGUUGGAUUAUUAAUGAUAAACCCGGUAUGGCUAUACUAUCAAAUACCACAAAAGAUCAACGAAUGUUUAUAUACAGUGUGCAUAACAACGAAAUAUAUUGCUGAGAUAACUAUCAUUUCUCCUUUCUGUAAAUUUUAUAGAAUUCUUGAUUAUAUCAUCAGAUUAAAAUGGCUGAUAGCAAUACUAGAAAAAAUCAUGGAAGAAUUACUGAGGAUAAAAGCAACAGUAAGAAGUAUCUAUGUUGCAACAAUUACUAAGUUAUGCGUUGGAAAAAAUGCUGUGCUAAAUGUUACAAUUUCAACCUUAUUCAAUCUUAAGAAUUUCAUAUUAUGCACAGUUUACGAAUUUAGAAUGGCAGUUAUAAAUGGAAUAGUAUUUCUGGUAAUGACUACAAGGAAUGGAAUAUUAAAUGCAAUAAUGAGUACAAGGAAUGGAAUAGUUUUCAUAAUAACAUUUCUCAAAGAUGGAAUAUUUUUUGGAUAUUUGACACUUAAAAAUGGUUUAAUUGGCAUGAUUCUACGAUUAAAGCACUGUUUAAAUGUGGCAUUUAUUAGAUCAAAAGAUGCAUUAUAUUAUACUAUUAUUGCUAUAAAAAAUUAUAUUCAUUAUACAUUUGUCACUGUUCAAAAUUCAAUUUUGAAUUUUUUUUCUGCUCUUAUAAGAUGGAUAAAAACGAAAAUUGUUAAACCAAUACGGAAUGCUUGUCGUGCAAUUAUUCAAUUUCUACAAUAUUGGCUGUUUGCUCAUUGGUGGCCUAGUCUUAAGUCUUGGUUUAUUCUAAAUAUUACACUUCGGCUACAAUUACUUUUUAACUAUUUCUGCUUUGGUCUUGUAUAUAUUUUUCAUGGCUAUUGGUUUAAUCCAUUUAUUGUUUUUCUUUCAAGAUAUUUCAAAUGUUUUUAUAAUUUUUUUCAACAGUCUAUCUUGAAUCCAGUUAAAAUAUGGAUUAAACACCAAAUUGAUAAAGUUUUGGUAUAUAUAAAACGAUUGUUGCGUACUUUAGCGAUAAGAGUGCGCGACAGUAUAUUAUGGCCUUUCUUUGUAUUACUUAUUUCAUUAAUGCAUAAGGUCUGCGCACAACUUUAUCGAAUUUUACUGCAGCCGGUAAUUGAUAUUCUAUAUGAGAAAUAUAAAGUAUGCGAGGACUACUUAUUAAUUUAUUGUUUAGGUCCGGUUUGCCAAGUUGUUGUCAAUCAUAUUCCUGAAAGAUCGCCAUUUUGCGAUGAUACAGAUACUGAAUUAGCGGAUUUGCUACCACCUGGUUUCAGUAAUGAAGAAGAAUCUGACAUUGAAGAAGCCUCCGACAAACCUUCGUUACCAAGUCGAUCUCUUAGUCCUUUCACAGAAGAUGAACGUGAUUUUGUUCGUGGUUUGAAAUUCCCGAACUUAGAUAGUUCAGACUCAAGCGAAGCUGAAUUCGCACUGAGAACGAAGUCAAAUUCUCAGAAAUCGUUGAGAAAAAGACCAAAGAUCCAUCCAAAAGAUCCAGCACCAUCGACUUGCAGUGAUAAGUUAAUUUCAAGAGCACAUAAAACACAGAACGAUGAAAAUAAAUAUAAGCGUUCAUCGUCAACAAGUAGUCAUUCUGAAAGUAUGCCUUCAUCGUCUGCUCAGAAUGCAUCAGAUGAUGCGAAUCUUCAAAACUUAGAUGCAUUUGAUUUUGAAUCGGAGAGUUGUCCGGGAGCAGAAUUUCAGAGAGAUACUGUGGAAAUUCAAAAAUUGGAAGAUUCCAAUGAUGAAAGAUCAAAUGAUAGAAAGCAAAAUAUGGAUCAGAAGAAAAUGGGAGAAAUUGAAGUUUGCUGUGCAGAACAAAUGAGCUUAGCAACAGUUUUUAAGGAUGAUAGCUUCGAAAUUCUCGAUAAAUAA